GCAGCGCGCGGCAUCGCGGCUCGGCGGCAGCACCACGGCCUCCGCUCUGCGCGGCACCGCUGCUCUGACCCGCACCGCCGAGAGGAAAUCAUGGUUAUGCUGAAGAUUUCAUCUUUCCUUGCUGUUUAUGCCUUGGUUGUGUGCCAGAUGGACAGCUUCCAGGCAGCUCCAGUCAGACCUGGCUUGGAGUCCAUAACAGAUCGAGUGACGCUGAGUGAUUACGAAGCUCGGAGAUUAUUAAAUGCUCUGGUGAAAGAAUUCAUACAGAUGACAGCAGAGGAGCUGGAGCAAGCCUCUGAGGGGAACAGCCUGGAUAGACCUAUUUCCAAACGCUGUGCCAGUCUGAGUACUUGUGUGCUGGGCAAACUGUCUCAAGAAUUGCACAAAUUGCAAACUUACCCUCGUACUGACGUCGGGGCUGGAACUCCUGGCAAGAAAAGAAAUGUGCUGAAUGACCUGGAACAUGAACGCUAUGCAAACUAUGGGGAAACCCUAGGAAACAACUAGGCGUGCUUAUUUCUGCCCUUCUUCCCUCCCCACCUCCCCCUCCUUUUUUUUUUUUUUUUUAAACCUGAUGCAUGUGGAUCUAACCUUGAUUGCUAACUCUGCUAUGUUCUUUUGAUUCUGUUUUUGACAGAGAAUGUUUGAGGUGGACCUAAUGUUAACAAGACAGAACAUAACACACACAUCAAGCUAGGGGAAAAAUAAAUAAAAAUAGACAGCACUGCCUUGAUUUCAAAUGAUUUUCUUAGGUACUGAUUUUAAAAAACAAAUCUAGACAAGGUUCUUCAUUUCUGGCUACUAAAUGUACAAGUAGACUCUUUUUUUUUUUUUUCUUGUGCCUGCCCAUGCACUCAUUCAAUAAACCUAUUUUUCUAUAAGGAUUAGAUCUGUUUGGUUUACUUGUUUUAGAAUGUGAGACUUCUAGAUAAGGCUAGAAAGGUUUUGCACAUUGUUGUCAUGUUCAAGAGAGGCAAUGCAAGAAAUUCCAGAGAAGUUUAAUAAGCUAAGAAAAUGCAAAGGUAUCUUAGAAGUUAUACAUGUACAUGGGAAUUAUGCAAUAUAUGGACUGAUGUAACCCAGCAUGCAUGCGAACCUGUUAGUAAAUAGCCUGAGAUGCAAAGGAAUCAAGAAAGGCUCAUAUAGAGCUGUUCAAACUAGAAAUGUAAUCCUGUCUAGAACUGUGUACUGAACACUUACAGGUAAGAAUUUAAUAUUUUCUCCUCCUUUUUUUCCCAUCUCAUUUAAUGAUAAAUCUUCACACUAGUGUAGUUGAUACCUGAGUAUCUUUUAAGAAGCUAAAUUUUAUUUUCUUAUUGUUUAAUGUUUAGAUAGUCUUGCUUGUAUUUUAAAAGAAACACUGUCUUUAGCUGUUUCUCACAGUAUGUUCCAUACCUUUAUUUCCAGUUCUUCUGUUGCAACACCGUAGUUAUCCUGUAAACAGAAGUCUGCUCUGAAUCAUGGUAUCAGUGUUAUAAACAAUAUUGUUUUUUACCAUUAAUGAACUGUCCUGCAAUGCUUUUCUGAGCAAAAUUGUUCUUCCUUUGAUGCUUGUCCUUGCUUUUGUAGAAAAUUCUCAAGCAAGGUCUGUGUGAACAUGUGUGCCAUGAAAUAUUGUCUAGCAAAAAAAAA
This is a messenger RNA of Phasianus colchicus (ring-necked pheasant), 1632 nucleotides long. RefSeq names its product calcitonin. Gene Ontology annotation, cellular component: extracellular region. The record is from RefSeq and is a predicted model, not a curated record. Gene Ontology annotation, molecular function: hormone activity; calcitonin receptor binding. Lineage: Eukaryota; Metazoa; Chordata; Aves; Galliformes; Phasianidae. Gene Ontology annotation, biological process: adenylate cyclase-activating G protein-coupled receptor signaling pathway; regulation of cytosolic calcium ion concentration.